Heterobilharzia americana is the source of this 501-nucleotide messenger RNA. The record is from the annotation of a GenBank genome assembly. NCBI's taxonomy places the organism in Eukaryota, Metazoa, Platyhelminthes, Trematoda, Strigeidida, Schistosomatidae.
AUGCGGAGUAAGUCAUCAUCCCUACAGUCAGAACACCUUUCUACUACUCGUAAUAACCACCAUCACUAUUCUCAGAAACAAGAGCAACACCUUGUUCGAUUACCGUAUUAUAUUCUAUUGGUAGCAUUAUUCCUGUCUUUAUACUUCUUGGCUACAUCACUAAUUAUGGAUGAUAACUUAUUUGCAAAACAUCAAUCAGCAAAGGACCUAGCCCAACAGCUAUUCAACAUAUUCGCAGUUGGAACGAUUCUGCUAGCAAUGAUCAUUGAUGUGAUACAGUUUUUCAUAAAUGUUGACAAUCAAAAAUUAUGCACAAAAUUUUUAUUCUGCCUCAUAAUUAUAAGUUUUGUUUUAGCAAUUAUUUCAGCAACAUUGGCAAAUACUAAUUCAUAUAUCUAUGGAUCGAAGCAAAUACCUCAUCCUUCAACAUGCUUAUUAGCUGGUAGCGCAAUUAUCUUUCUAACUUUUUUAAUUGCUAUUAUCCCUUGUCUUGAACAGUAA